AUGAGGGACACAUACUAUUACAGAAAACAUAGAAGGACUCUCACUGCGACUGCCCUUCACUACCACGGCAUACUCAUCGCAUGCACAGCAUUCUCUCUCUCUACCGCAAUAUUCUUCGCCUAUCAUUUGGGAUACUUUUCGACAUUUCUUGUAUACCUCCCAUUUGCGACAGUAUGUGUCCCAGCGUUGACAAUAUUCGAUGCCGCCCAUAUAUCUAACUGGUCUCGGUGGACGCCACGGAGGAGAACACGAUUCCGAUUGUGCUUUAUAUGGUGCCUUUUCCUUCUGUUCACACCAACUUACCCUUCCUCUUCCUACCUCCGCCAUGAUGCCCCCAUAUCCCCCCUUCCGUCAAACAGCACAUACUACAUUGCGGCUAAUCUGUAUAAUUCAGCAAAGGUCUUACCCUCGUGGACGAAGGAGAUGAAGCUCCUCAUCGAACACAUAGGACGACAAAACGUCUUCGUAUCCAUCUACGAAUCAAAUUCCGUAGAUGGAACGCAAGAUAUUCUACGUAACUUUCAGAAGGAACUCGAUGAACAGGGCAUUGAGAACCAUAUAGUGGUGCAGGAAGGCAUAAGGGAUAGGUGGGGGCUGAACAGCCCCGACAGGAUUUCUUACAUGGCAGAUAUCAGGAACAAGGCCUUGGAACCCUUGCGUGUCAUGGGUGAUCAAGAUGGCAAGUCCUUUGCGAAAGUCCUGUUCUUUAACGAUGUUUAUUUUGACUGGAGAGCUAUUGUACGAUUAAUCAACACGAAGGAAGGAGAUUAUGAUCUCGCUUGUGCUCUUGAUUUUGAUGGAGUGGGGCUGUAUGACAUAUGGGUAAUACGUGAUGCUUGUGGACGGACAGCGAAAGAAAUCUGGCCCUAUUUUUCCUCGGACUCCCGAGCUGUUAAAAGCCUCCGGAAAGGUGAACCUAUCGAGGUUGCCAGUUGUUGGAACGGAGUAGCCGUUUUUGACGCGACGUGGUUUCUUGCGGGGUCUCUUCCCAAGUUGGAGCGGAAUACACCUACACCUACAGGAGAUUAUCUCCCCCCGCUACCGUUGCAGUUCAGAGGCAGUACAGAAUGCACGUCGUCGGAGUGUUACCUUAUAGCUAUUGACAUGCAUUUUUGGAACACUCCCCACCGGCCGAAAAUAUAUGUUAACCCUCAGGUCAACGUCGCUUAUGAUUCACUAAACUUUCUCUUUCAUACCAAGUUAGAACACUUGACGUUGUCAAAACCGUGGCGGUUGAUAUGGCAGGAUUGGAUUGGGCACAGGAUGUUCGGCUGGCUGAGCGACUGGAUAUGGCUUAAGGAGGAUAGAUGUUCCGGUAAACAUGGCUCAGAAGUUUUCGUGGAGGCGGAUUAUUGUAGGUAA
Desarmillaria tabescens is the source of this 1362-nucleotide messenger RNA. RefSeq names its product capsular associated protein. The record is from RefSeq and is a predicted model, not a curated record. Lineage: Eukaryota; Fungi; Basidiomycota; Agaricomycetes; Agaricales; Physalacriaceae. The coding region runs from base 1 to 1362 and encodes 453 amino acids. The transcript has 5 exons.